This is a messenger RNA of Cokeromyces recurvatus, 897 nucleotides long. RefSeq lists its product as uncharacterized. NCBI's taxonomy places the organism in Eukaryota, Fungi, Mucoromycota, Mucoromycetes, Mucorales, Mucoraceae. The transcript is spliced from 2 exons. The coding region runs from base 1 to 897 and encodes 298 amino acids. Gene Ontology annotation, cellular component: endoplasmic reticulum. The record is from RefSeq and is a predicted model, not a curated record. Gene Ontology annotation, molecular function: ubiquitin binding.
AUGGUAGCUAUUUUAAUUAGUGAGGAGCAUGAUGAUAAUGAUGCUUUUUGCAGGGAUACGUUAACAAAUCCUGAACUGAUAGAUUUCUUUCAUCAGCAUCAAAUGAUUGUAUGGGGAGGUAAUGUACGUUAUACAGAGGCAUUUCAAGUUAGUCAUACCCUUCAAGCCACAACAUACCCCUUUAUAGCCAUCAUUGCCUUACAGAAUCCUUCUUCCAGUAAUACUUCUUCGUUGAAUGUAUCAAAAAUGUCAGUCGUGGACCGUAUUGAAGGUCUAAUAUCUGUACCUCUAUUAUUGUGUCGUUUCGAAAAUGUCAUGAAUCGCGUUGAUGCAACUCUCGCACGUUUUCGAAUAGAACGAGAACAACGAGAGGCUGAACGUCGUCUUCGAGAAGAACAAGAUAAAGCCUAUCAAGAAAGUCUACGAGCUGAUCAGCUUAAACAGCAGCGUCUUGAAGAGGAACGUAUAGCUGCUGAAAGGAUAAAGGAGAGACAAGCUAUGUUAGCUCAUCAACGAAAUCAAUACAUUCAAUAUCUUUGCCAGCAUGUCUUUAACAAAGACAAUAAUAAUGAUGAUAAUGAUGAAACAACCAAAAUUAGUUUUCGUCUGGCAAAUGGGGUACGUGUUAUUCGGAAGUUUCGAGCUGAUGAUACAUUAGAGACAUUAUAUCAAUUUAUUGAAGCAUAUCCUUAUUUACAACAAUAUCAACAACAAAAUAAUGAAAACAUCGAUUGUUCUAUGCCUGAGGGAUACAUUCAUGAAUAUAACUUUAAAAUUCACUCGCCAUUCCCUAGAAAGGUAUAUGAGGCUGAUGCUAACAAAAGGAUUAAAGAUGAAAGUGGAUUAUGGCCAAGUGCAACUUUAAUUAUAGAUACCAUUGAUGAAGAAGAGCUAUAA